Messenger RNA from Teleopsis dalmanni, 993 nucleotides. Its product is annotated as DNA-binding protein D-ETS-3-like. The transcript is spliced from 7 exons. The record is from RefSeq and is a predicted model, not a curated record. Gene Ontology annotation, biological process: cell differentiation; regulation of transcription by RNA polymerase II. NCBI's taxonomy places the organism in Eukaryota, Metazoa, Arthropoda, Insecta, Diptera, Diopsidae. The coding region runs from base 123 to 923 and encodes 266 amino acids. Gene Ontology annotation, cellular component: nucleus. Gene Ontology annotation, molecular function: DNA-binding transcription factor activity, RNA polymerase II-specific; sequence-specific DNA binding.
UGUGGGGAGUAUAUUUUAAUACAUAAGAUAAGAUACUUAAACGAUUUUUAAGAAACUCUAAAUUAUAUACCGUCGGCGGCGUAUAAUUAACGUAAAUAUACCGCCGCUUUGCUUUUUGUGCCAUGAUGCUUGAUAUUAAAACUUCAGCUGAUUAUUUGUCACGAUCGACGGGAAGUUUUAGCAACUUUUCAAUGUUGUUUGCAGAUUCUUCAUACAAAUCCUCGUGGGGAUCCCACAGUUCAGCACAAUCGCAAGGCUAUAGUUCGAACGCACUGAGCAGUGUAGGGGUCAGCGUUGGAAAGUCAUCGCUGGAUCCACAUACACAUCUGAGGCAACCUGAUCCAUAUCAAAUGUUUGGACCAACAAGCAGUCGACUAGCAAGUUCUGGUUCUGGUCAAAUACAAUUGUGGCAAUUUCUACUGGAAUUAUUGUCGGAUUCAAGUAAUGCUGGCUGUAUAACAUGGGAGGGCACAAAUGGCGAAUUUAAGUUAACGGACCCCGAUGAAGUGGCUAGACGUUGGGGUGAACGUAAAUCCAAACCGAAUAUGAAUUAUGAUAAGCUGAGUCGUGCGUUAAGAUAUUAUUACGACAAAAAUAUUAUGACAAAAGUGCAUGGCAAACGUUAUGCUUACAAAUUUGAUUUUCAAGGUUUAGCUGCAGCUACGCAGCCAGCCGCCAGUGAUCCCACCUACAAAUACCAAAGUGAUUUAUUUAUGACACCAUAUCAUCAUAGCGCAAAACUGAGCUCAUUCAUGAGUCCACAUCACGGUAUGACAUCGUCAUCAGCGUCAAUAUUUCCUUCAGCUGCUUCAUGGGGCAAUUGGGGCAAUCCGGCUACAAACCUCUAUCAACCACACUCGAUGGGUCAUGUAACACCAUCACAUGUUGCACCACAUUUGAGCUCAUACCCACACUAUGCAUGACCAUCAUCGUCCGGCGGUGGCUUCUAAUAUGAAAGCAACGCCAUUGUCGGUGGCAGUACUGGUGUUCAUG